AUAUUUAUUUGUCCACAGAAAAAAGUAUACUUGCCCAAACGCAAUUUUAGAAAAAGGAAGUACCGGGGCGUAAGUUUCCACCGACCUUUCCCAUCGCAGUCAUAGUCCGUCCUCCCACUCUUUUAUGCGAUACAAAAGUCAAAAACCCUAAAAGCUCCAUUACAACGCCGAGAAAUCUCCCUCGCAUCAAGCGUUUGUUGCUGAGACUGAGAGAUGGCGAAAUCGAAGAAUCAUACAGCUCAUAACCAGUCUUACAAAGCCCACAAGAAUGGGAUCAAGAAACCGAAAAGGCACAGACAAACUUCCACCAAAGGGAUGGAUCCCAAGUUCCUGAGAAACCAGAGGUAUGCCAGGAAGCAUAACAACAAGAGCGGUGGAUCUAAUACUGAGGAAGACUAGACACUUUGAGCAAUGUUAUGGUUCUUUUAAGUGUAUGGUUUUGUUCUUUCUGUUGUAACACAGUGCCAGUUUUGGUUUUAGUCUGACUUUAUCUGUCAAUUAGGUGAUUCUAUUCUCAAUCUGUCACAACUAAUGUCUUGAUUCUUCCCAAAAUUAUAAGAAGGUCCCAAUCUUUUGAUUGAAAAAUUUUUUUAAUGGUUUUUUCUGACUGCUUGAUUGAUGCCCCAUUUACUUUCGUUAAAGUUGCCUACUCUGUCUGAGUGCUGUAUUUUUCAAUGCUCAAUGGUUCUCCAAAAUUAGAUAUAUCUAGAAAUCUUAGGGGGAAGUUGCCGUAUUAAGUUUUUAUCUUUCUUAAGUAGUUUAUUGUAGGAAAUGCAAAUUGUUUGUCUUGUUGUAAGCUUUCUUGGCAAUGAAGACUUUUAUAAGCUGUAGCCUGUUGUAUUGUCAUUCCAUUGCAAUACUGUUCUCUUUGUUGAUUUAGUAAUUUUUCGUUGAAUAAUACUAGUGUUUUCAGGAUUGUUAAAUUGAUACCAAGUAAUGAGGACUUUAGACUUCUACCAUGGUAGGUGGUGCUUACUCGGUAAGCAUUUGGUCGGU
Molecule: messenger RNA, 996 nt
Organism: Durio zibethinus
Lineage: Eukaryota; Viridiplantae; Streptophyta; Magnoliopsida; Malvales; Malvaceae
Product: large ribosomal subunit protein eL29y-like
Biological process (GO): cytoplasmic translation
Cellular component (GO): ribosome; cytosolic large ribosomal subunit
Molecular function (GO): structural constituent of ribosome
Source: RefSeq, a predicted model, not a curated record